Guyanagaster necrorhizus is the source of this 359-nucleotide messenger RNA. RefSeq lists its product as uncharacterized. Gene Ontology annotation, cellular component: oligosaccharyltransferase complex. Lineage: Eukaryota; Fungi; Basidiomycota; Agaricomycetes; Agaricales; Physalacriaceae. The transcript has 3 exons. The coding region runs from base 36 to 284 and encodes 82 amino acids. The record is from RefSeq and is a predicted model, not a curated record.
CUUACACGUGUUUGGCAGGGUAGUCACCCUCUGCCAUGGACGAAUACAACGCCCUCAAGGAUCUGCAUAAUAUACUCCCGCCAUUCCAGCCAAUCAUCCCAGUCAGUCUGCUGCCAUACAUCGCACUAGUGCUGCUUUCGGCCACGUUUACACUGGCGUUCUACUUUUCAACGCUACCCAAAGACACGAUACCUAUACGGGAAAUGGUGGUGGCAUCUACCGCGAGCAUCUUGGGCGGGUUCGGGGUGGUCGCGCUGUUCUGCACAGUCGGGGUGUACGUCUAGUUGUUCACGCGCCAGCCGUGUUUGCACGAGACGCACUGGCACCAGUCAGGAUCGUGGUUGACAUUUGGAAGGGAU